This is a messenger RNA of Xyrauchen texanus (razorback sucker), 2275 nucleotides long. Its product is annotated as neuronal acetylcholine receptor subunit alpha-7-like. Gene Ontology annotation, biological process: monoatomic ion transmembrane transport; chemical synaptic transmission; regulation of membrane potential. The transcript is spliced from 10 exons. The coding region runs from base 61 to 1611 and encodes 516 amino acids. NCBI's taxonomy places the organism in Eukaryota, Metazoa, Chordata, Actinopteri, Cypriniformes, Catostomidae. Gene Ontology annotation, molecular function: transmembrane signaling receptor activity; acetylcholine-gated monoatomic cation-selective channel activity. Gene Ontology annotation, cellular component: postsynaptic membrane; neuron projection; synapse. The record is from RefSeq and is a predicted model, not a curated record.
CUCAGAUGCUGGCAGACCAAAGUUUAGUAGUUUCUGUAAGGACCUAUUUCUAUCACAGGAAUGAUGCAGAAUCAAAGAUAUUUUGGAAUUCUACAGCUUGGAGUAUUUGUAUGGACAUCAUUUUGUAUUAAAGACUCGUUACAGGGAGAGUAUCAGCGGAAGCUGUAUAAGGGGUUGAUGGAUAACUAUAACAGGCUUGAAAGACCCGUGCUCAAUGAUUCUGCACCCAUAGUGGUGGAGCUGGGACUCACACUGCUUCAGAUCAUAGAUGUGGAUGAAAAAAAUCAGGUAUUAAUAACCAACGCCUGGCUACAGCUGUCAUGGACGGAUAUCUAUCUGAGCUGGAACCCCGAUAACUAUCCUGGUGUUCAGACCCUCCGUUUCCCAUCCAAUCAGAUCUGGACACCUGAUAUUCUACUAUAUAACAGUGCCGAUGAGAGGUUUGAUGCCACCUUCCAUACGAAUGUCCUGGUUAAUGCAUCAGGCUCAUGCCAGUACAUUCCACCAGGUAUCCUGAAGAGUACAUGUUACAUAGAUGUGCGCUGGUUUCCAUUCGAUAUACAAAAGUGUGACCUGAAGUUUGGCUCUUGGACUCAUAACGGCUGGCUACUGGACCUACAGAUGCAGGCAGUGGACAUCUCUUCAUACAUCCCCAAUGGAGAGUGGGAUUUAGUGGGAGUCCCUGGAAAGCGUAAUGAGCUGUAUUAUGAAUGCUGUAAAGAACCGUACCCUGAUGUGACAUUUACCGUAACGAUGCGCAGGCGAACACUGUACUAUGGUCUAAACCUGCUCAUUCCCUGUGUGCUCAUCUCUGGUCUGGCUCUGCUCGUGUUCCUGCUGCCUGCGGAUUCUGGAGAGAAGAUAUCACUGGGGAUCACAGUCCUCCUGUCAUUAACAGUCUUCAUGCUGCUGGUAGCUGAGAUUAUGCCAGCCACAUCUGACUCUGUUCCUCUCAUAGCUCAGUACUUUGCCAGCACUAUGAUGAUUGUGGGCUUGUCAGUUGUUGUCACCGUCCUCGUUCUGCAGUUUCAUCAUCAUGAUCCACAGGGGGGCAAGAUGCCAAGAUGGGUGCGGGUGAUCCUGCUCAACUGGUGUGCCUGGUUUUUGCGCAUGAAGAAGCCGGGUGAGGAACGGAAAGCCAGCCACACAUAUGACCACUCUCCAGCACACCAUGCCAGUGCUAGCAGCAUUCAAAUGGGCGUGUUGCCUGUUCAGCCAUCCUCUACCAACUCCACCACCAAUGGUCACAUGAACCUGUACUUUGGCUACCACUCCAUUGACAGUGCUUGCUGCCCACCCAGCAGCGACUCUGGUGUGUCUUGCAGUGGAGGGCGAGUCUGUGGGUCGCCCAACGAGGAACCGCGGGAGGCAGUUAGGAUGUUUGCAGGUGAGCAGGAGAUCCAUCGCAUCCUGGCGGAAGUGAUGUACAUCGCCCAACGGUUCCGUGACCAGGAUGAGGCAGAGGCAAUCUGCAGUGAGUGGAAAUUCGCAGCAGCAGUCGUGGAUCGGCUCUGUCUGGUGGCGUUUUCCCUUUUCUCCAUCAUCUGCACCUUUACCAUUCUCAUGUCUGCGCCGAACUUCAUUGAGGCAGUUUCAAAAGACUUCACAUAAUUAUAUUAGGAUUGCAUUUGCUUUCUUUAAUUCUUUUAGACAAGUUAAUAUAAUAAAAAUACACCACUUGAUUGAGUGUGAGAAGUGUUUACCACCAAAGUUGAUAAAUUCCUCUUCUCAUCGUUCUGAGAUUAACAUGAACAAUUGUUACAAUAAUUAACAACAGCAACAACAAUACCUUGUAUAAUGAUGUAUUUUUGAAAUGUGACUUUUCAAACAAACAUACAGACACUUGGACAAGCUAUUAGGGUGAUAUUUUAUGUCUUUAAACACUGUGUCUUGGCCGAGCACUUGGGUUGGUUCAUGUAAAAAGUAUCCGUGUGUGCUAGCACUGUCAACAUAUUCACAACAGCUAGAAAUGUGUCUGGUUAAUGGUUCAUUUGCAGCAAUACAAACAUUCUCAAUACCAUGUAAGGGUGGUAUAUCACUUUGGAUGUCCUUCAUACUUCUUCAAUCCUAACAAUAUUUUGGCAUCAUUUAAUAUUCAUAAUUUAGAGUUUAAUAAGUUUAUCUCUUUGCUAUGUUCUUGUUUCCCUUACCAGUGCAUCAGUAACUUAUAUUCAAGGUAGAAUUCAUAGACACACUCACUCACAGUGACUUUCAUCAGCUUGACUUUUUUUUAUUUUAUAGAUAUUACAGUUGUUAGCGUGUUCUAAACUUACUU